AUGGCUAGGAGUACUGGCGAAUUGCAAGAAUUCUUGGAAGAGCUAGAGGAUACAUUUGAUCCUCUUACUCAGUGUGGCUGCUUGGAAAUGGAUGAUAUCAGGUGUAGAAAUUCUAUUUUAUGUACGGUACAUACAAUUGAGGAGAAACGUAGGGUCCCCCGUCAACAUGAUUUACGUUAUCUUAUGCGAGAAGCAAGGAAAAAACAACAAAUCUUAAGACAAGUACCAAACACUCCCUGUCAACAAUUUCCAUGGACUGUACAAACCUCUGGUUCGCCUAAUACAGUCAUUGACCUCACUGAUGAUGUUAGUAGUAAUGAAAGUUUCUGUGAAACUCCAGGAGUGUUAACUUAUCAAACACCUCGAGUUCCAAAUCAUUCACAGCUAUUGCGUCAUAAUACAACGCUUUCUGCAUAUGAUACACAAGGUCGGUGUCAAAUAUAUCCCAACUCACUUAACUCAAAUGGUCCUAUAGAUUUGAGAUAUGUAUCAAACAAACUGACGGCUAGAUUACAUCAACGAAAUAAAACAGUUGUCAUCGCCCAGCCAUGUGCUAUUGAUAUCAGACCACAAACAGAAUCUUUUUUGUCUUACUCACCUCAAAUCGCAUCUAUCAACUCCACUCUUGAUAUGCAUCACUUUCAAUUUAAUUCAAUGGGAUCAGGAACAACACAAACGGGAGAAUAUCUUAGUGAAUCCAACACACCCAAUAUAGUUAUGUAUCCUAAUCGUAAACAAACAUCUGGUUAUUCAUCAACCUCUUAUUCGAAUGCCAGAUUGAUAAAUGAACCUCAGUAUGCUGCUCAAAGUCAUUGUCUGUCUACCUGUCAACCUGCACAACCUUGGGCUAAUCGACUGAGCCGUUAUCCCAUUGAAGGUUCUGCCGAUACAACCAUCAAUUUGGAUAAUCUUAUCACUAGUGAAGAUUUGUGCUCAGAAGAACAUUUUGAUGAUCCUUCCCAUGAAAUAAAUUUACCUCGAAAAGUACAUGUUCCGUUUGUUGAUGAAACACCCCCUAAUUUUGGUCCUAUUACUACUUCUACAACAACAACUACUACUACUCUGUUCCCACACUUGUCAUUAAACACUCGCAAAUUACAAGAAAGUCAGAGUCGAGUUGUUGUCAAUGAUAUGCGUGAAAAAUCCAUUACUGGAAGAAGUAGGAAAACAGCUCGAACAUCAUUUCGAUCUUCAGGUUCUUCUAAUGUUCAAGGUCCUACUCUCACUAGUUUGUUACAUCUACGUUAUCAACACCAACAGCCGAAUCAACAACAAGGUCAAUUUCAGUCGAUCUCUGGACUGUUAGGCGGAGGUAAAGUUAAUCCUAGUGAACAUGUAUCAUCAAGACCCACGGUUAUUAGUAAAACUAAGCCAGUGACUUCUGCAACAGAUGUUUUCAAUUGUAAAAUAUCAUCGUCAUCAUCUACGGUUUUUGAAUCACAAGAAAAAGCGGAUAUUUUGAAUUCUGUAAAUCCUCAACUAGUCUAUUCCCCAUCUUUGAUAACACCAAACAUACCAUGCACGUAUGUUGGCUUGUCGUCGAAUUACCCUACUUCAUCAACUACUUUCAGCUCAAGACUUCCUAAUCAGGUGUUAGAUUAUUGUGUUGAUAACUCGUUAGAUACAUUUUAUGUCCCUAAUUCUUUACAGACUUGUCCAAAUACAAUACCCUCAUCCAUUUCAUCAUAUUCUUUACAUUCCAAUCCUAGACUUAAUAAUUAUGUUAUACAACGUAAUGUACAAUUAAACCAACCACAGGCUAGAACUUUGUUUGCAAAUUCAAUUAGUUCUCGAACGAAUGAAACUAGUCCCAAUUUAAUACUAUCUUCUUCCUCAUCCUCUUCUCUGUCAACGGCUACUUUAUCGAGUAAUCGUUAUUUUGUCAUUCGACCAAGUGCAAUCGCACAAACACCUAAUUUAGUGGUUUGUGCUAAACGCAGGGAUACUUAUUCCACAUCUAAUAUAAACAGAUCUUCUGAAGAUGUAUGA
Schistosoma mattheei is the source of this 1989-nucleotide messenger RNA. The record is from the annotation of a GenBank genome assembly. NCBI's taxonomy places the organism in Eukaryota, Metazoa, Platyhelminthes, Trematoda, Strigeidida, Schistosomatidae.